AGUUGGUAACUUGUAAUUCAACUUCCGGUCAGGCCAAUGGCAAUGGCGGUUGGAAACGAUUCCAACUUCUUGGAAAUGGAUGUCGAGGAAGAAGAUUUCGCCGCCAUGCGAGAAUCUGUAGAACUAAGACACGGUCUUAUGUUUAUAAUAGGAACCAUUUCGUUUUUCAAUCUUGUGAAUUGGAUAGUUAAAUCUUACGGUCCUCCUAAAUCUUUAAAAGAUGAAGAGUGGAAGUGGAGAAAUUUGUAUGUUUCAUGGGUUCAUGCUUUAAUUACUUCUUUAUGGACUUUGACUUGCAUGAUUGUGUACCCAGAAAUGUUUUCCAGUUUGCUGCAACACAUUAACUAUGUCACCUACUUCUGUGUUUGUUUUGGAACUGGUUAUUUCUUUUAUGAUCUGUUGGAUCUUAUACUAAAUAACAAGUUUUUCAUCAUGUGGGAAGUUGUAGUUCAUCACAUAGCUGUGGCUAGCAUGUUUUACUACAAUGUUCACAUUCGAGCACAUAUAGGCUUCAACAUCAUAGCCUUAAGUGUCGAGGUCAACUCAUUUUUUCUUCAUUGGAGGAAGCUGCUUCAAAUGGUCAAAACACCAUACGACAGCCCCAAGUAUCUUGCCAUCAAGUAUUUGAACCUGACCACAUUUAUUGUGUUCAGGGGCGUCCCAUUGUCCAUGAUCACCUACUGCUGUUUUGUAUGGCGGCACCGUGUGUCAGCUAUGUAUUAUGUGGGCAUCUGCCUCAGCAUCUUUGUGAUGGAUGUCCUCAAUGUUAUACUUUUCUGGCGACUGCUGAAGAGCGAUAUGUUGCGCGGGCCUGAAAAAAAGAUUGGUGGGUUGAAGACAGCGAGCUCUGCUGUCUGCGAAAAUCUCCAUUCUUCAAAUGGGAAAUCUAGCAACGGUCAUGUGUUAGUCAAUGGGUACAAACCAUCAUUAAAAGAAAGUAACCUGCUCACCAAGAAAGAGGACUGAUACCUGUAAAUGUUUCAAAACUAAUUCUGUCCAUUAACCAUUAUUUUAUAGGAAGAUGGGGUUGAGGUUCGAGGUGUGUUGAAACAUAUUUUUAGAAUACUUUUAGUUCUAGAAAUGUGUUCUGAUGAAAUGUAAUUAUAUAAUUAUUUUUUUUUUGUAAAUCAUAUAUUUUAUGUACUUCAAUAUUUACCAAAUACUAACUGGCCCAGUUUAGUAUAUGGUUUCCUGAACAUGUUUCAGAUGCAUCAGAUAUAAUGUAAUUGAUUUUGGAAUUCUAAUGCUGCGUUCUAUCGCCCCUGUUGUACUGUAGGUGGUUAGGGCUCAAUUAUAAUUGUCUUUCCAAGCAGAACAUACAAAUUGUAAGAAAGCUUUAUGACUGACAUAACUUUUACAUAAAGUUUUCAAUACUCAAUUAUUAUUCUUAAAAUUCUUUUUUUUUAUCAAAAGAAAUCUCAAUUUUUCAUAGUUUUAAGUUAUAACUUUUAAAUAAUGAUAUUAAAUAAUAUAUACACUAUUUCUGAAGACAAGAACAAAAUGAGGCUUUUCAAAUUUACACUAAAUUUUUUUUCUUCGUUUCUUCUUAUAAAUUAGCUCUAUCCACUUGUCACUAAUAGAUAGACAGAAGACAGAAAUGUGAAGUGAAAUAUUUUGCCAUCCUUAAACUAUGUGCUCAUUUGUUUGGGGCAUUGCUUUUAUUUGAAUCUUUUCUUUUAAAAAGCUUGUAUCAAAUCACUCUGUCUCGUAAAAUUGUUUACACAUUAUUUCUCCCACACCCAUUCUGGGAUCAAGUUGAAACUUCACACAAUUAUUCAUUGGCAUAGACAAGACAUGAAUCAAUAAAGUAACCAAUUAGGCAAUUAAUAACUGGUAAUUAAUUAUUUUGUUUGAUACCAACAAGUGAAACUAAUCCUUCAUUAUUCACGGAUAUGGCUAAAUUUGUUUGGUUUAGUCCCCUUAAAUAAUUGUUAAAGCUAUUUCUUCCUUGUGCAUUCUUGUUGAUACUUUAAACAACUUUUAAUCGUAGCAAACAAAACAUGAAUCAAAAAAAAAAAAAACAAUGAGUCAAUUAAUUAUUGGUACCGGUAAUUUUUUUUUUCUUUGAUAUCAAAUAAGAGAAAUAACUUGUACAUUAUUGAUAAAUAUAAUUUUUAGGGUGGAGUUACUCCUCCUUUAAAUAAGCUCUGCUUAAAAAAAAUAUUUUUUAUAUUUUGCUUGUUAAAUACUAGAUUUAAUUACAACUAAAGGUUUAAAGGAAAAAAUGACUUUAUAAUAAUUAUCAUAAAAGUCAUCAAAUUGUCUCACAGCUAAUUUAAAUUACUUUGAAUACAGAUUUACAUAAUUAUAUAAUUAUUAACUUUUUUUUGUUGCACGAAAUAAAAAAUUUAAAAUAUUGAAAAUAAAACAGUUAAAAAUAGUGAUGAUUUUAUAUGUAUUAUUUAUACAUUUUAUUUAUACUUAAUAUCCUUUUCUGGUCAUUUUUCUAAUAUGUUAAGUAGCUUUGUUUAAUAAUAGUUUCUAAUAUGAAGUGUUCACCACAGUGUAGUCUUGUACCAAUAUACAUUAUUUCUAAAUCUGCUUUUCAUUGUUAAGAAUUGUUUUUACACCAGUCAUCAAUGUAAAACAAGUUUUAGACAAUCCGUUUACUAAAAUGUUUUUUUCCUCCAAAGAAUUUCCAUCAAUUUUGUUCUGCUAUUUGAACAAAAAUAUUUUUGAGAUGGUUUCCUUUUUCUUAUUGUUACCUUAGUGUAUUUAGACCUUUUUGUUGUUGUUUCAAUUGCUAAUUAUGUUAAUCUAUUUUUUGAAUUUUUUUUUUUUUACAAAUACAUAAUAAAAAGGAUAGAUUAAAAAGAAGAAAAAUAUUAUUGCAAAUAACAUUUAUUUUGGAAAACUGGUUUUAAAUUAAAAACAUUAUAAUAAUAAAAUAAAACAUUUUUUUUAUGCUUAGUAGGCUAAUGGAUUGUUUUCAGAAGACACAAAUGUUAAUCUUAGUCCUUUUUUAGCAUUUGGUGUGUUAACAAUAACAAAUACUUUUUUCUUUUUGCUUCAUCAUGUAAUUUAUAGUAUGUAAUUUAUGGGAUUAAAUUCUUGAACUCUGCACCUUCUCAACAACAAUCUGGCUACAAUACAUUCUAUAAAUUGGAUCUCUAAUAGAAAACUGAAACAUUGAACUUUGGAUCUAUAUAUAUAUAUUAUGUACUUUUUUUUGUUUUGUUUUUCACCAUAAGAAUGUAUAUAAUGAAGAGCUCAUAAUAAAACAAAUAUGUUUAAACAAGUUUAUGACAAUAAUCAAAUGUAUACAUUAUAAAUAAUAUUGCAUUGGUAUGCACUGUCUAUAUAUUUAUAUUUAAAGAUACUCUAUAAUUAUGUAGUCAUUUUCUGAAAAUAUAUAUAUGUAUUCAUUUUUAUUGACUUCAACAAUGUAUGAUUCACCCAAUGUACUGUACUUUUAAGCAAAUUGUUUUUGUUUUUUUUUUAAUUUUUAAACAAAAUAUGUAGUCUAAACUGGAAAUGUGUUGUUUAAAUAUUUUUUUUUCAAUUCUACAUUUUACUUUAUCAUUUCAAAUGUGUCAAUAUUGACAUGUUUUAUAAGCUUUAAAAAAACAACAGCUGCCUGACUUUCAAAUAGAGACUUUUUAGACUGAAUCUUAAUUUUUUUUUUAACCAUGCUGUUCAUUAUUUUAUUGCUGUAGAUGUAAAGCAUUUUUAUUGUCCAUUUAUGUUAAUCAGAAUAUUAUUCUAUAUAAAAAUCUUUAGCUGGAAAUGUAAUUUUUUUUUUUUUGUAUCUGGAGUUCAUUGAGUUGAUUUUAACUUCUUCAUAUGUUCCUGUGCAAUGUUUAGGAAGCUGGUAUUGUUUUUAGCUGUACCUGUACUGCAAAGCAUCCAUUGCAGUUCAAAUGUUCUUUUUUUAAUUUUUUAAACGUGUCUGUCAUAAAUGAGAGCAAAGUUGUUUUUUUAAUAGAUGGUGCAAUUUCAGUUUUUGUCAUUUCUUUUCAUUAGAGAGACCUUUACUAGAACAUCAGUAGAAUGUUAAUGUCACAGCAACAUUGGACUUAAGUUGUAUAGAAAGUACAGCUACUAAUUAAAUUACACAUGUCUCCUUACAUCAUGUGUUGUAAGCUAGUCUCCUUGUGCAAUUAGCUAGUCACCUUGUGCAGUAGGUUUAAUGAAAACCAAAUAGUAGUGUGGAGAUGAUCAAAGAUAGUAAAUGUCUAAUUGUUCUCAAAUUUGCUGAUGCCACUCAGUACAGAAUUCUAUUCACAGCUGUGGUUUACUUUGUCCUCGAUUUGGCAUUAAAUCUAUAAUGUUGCAUAUUUAUUUUAUUCUCAUUUAGAUAUUUAAACUUUACAAAAUAGGUCUUAAUAAACAAUUGUAUUCUGAAAUGAUGAUGCAUAGCAUAUGUUUUAUUUAUGUUCAAUAGCUAUCACUACUAUGGGAAUGGUUGUCAGAACUUGAAUGCCUGGUCAUUCACUGUGAUACUUUUGUUAAAUUUUCUUUUCUAAUAUUUUUGUUUUCAGUUUGUUUCAAAUGAGAUAAGGAAAUAUUACUUAGAGGUUUAUGUAUUGUAUUGAUUAAUAGGCCAACUCUCUUAUUUUAAAUGGCUCUGUUACUAAAUUUUUAAGCUGUAUAUUGCAAGAAAUAUGUAAAUUUUAUAGACAUUUAAGGCCCAGUUUUGCAUUAACAUAUAGAACUUUAAAAGAAAAAUUGUAGCACAGACAUUCUCCAAAACAUUGAAAAGUAAACAAAACAAAAUUAAAUAACAAGAAAAGGAAGAAAAAAAGGAUUACUUUUACAAAUGAUAAAGAAACAAAAUUACUAAAUAUAUUUUUUUAAAUGGAAAAGUUAUGUAUCUGAUUUUCUACUUCUCAUUGCAAAGGAAAGGAGUAAACAUUUUUGUUUAUAUAAUCAAGUUAUGAACAAAGAAAUGUUUCCAUCUGAUAAAUAUUGAAAUUAAAUAAUUUGACACAAAAUAUAUUGUUUCAGUUAGCUCUGAAAUAUUUUAAUUCUUGUAUAACCAAGAAACUUGGAAAUUGUUUGUUUCUGAUUUUGGUCUCGGUUUGAAUAAAAUCAAUCUUUUCUUAUUAGCAAUAUACUGAUUUGCUUUUCUAGUUUAAAAAAAAAAAGAGUAUUCCUACACAAUGACCUGCUGAGCCAUCUACCUCCAUAGCAAACAUAUAUUCCUCUUUUGUAAGUUCUUCUCUCAACCUGAUCAAAUGUAGUCAACCUCUUUUGAAAUGUUCAGCUCUUUAAUCUAGCUCAGUCAAUACUUUUUACUAGGAACUCGUCGAAGAAAAUAGACAAAAUGAAUAUAGUCGGCUAUUUGUAUAAUUGAAGUUCUUGACCUCGGUGUAUGUUUAUACCUUGGCAUAUACACUAAUAGGGGCUGUGGUAGCUUAGUGGUUAAGCCCUUGGCUUUUGAACCUGGGAUUGAAUCUCAGCUCUAAUGGGUACCUGACUUUAGUUUGGGAAAGUAAAGGCGUUUAGUUGUUGUGCUGGCCACAUGACACCCUGCUCACUAACCAAAGAAACAGAUGACCUUAACAUCAUCUGCCCUAUAGUUUGCGAGGUCUAAUAGCAGAUUUUUUUUUUACUAAUUCUUCUGGUUUAUUUUCUUUGGUUGCUGUUAUAAUGAUGUUCAUUAUACACUGGACUUUCUAUUUCUUAAACUGGAAUCAUCUAGUCUAUACAAACAUACAUACAUAUUUAUGCAUAUUGCUCUACUAACUUGAUAUAUAAAUAUAUAUAAACAUGCAGAUGUAUUUGUGUAUACAUGUGAAUCAUAGUUUGUUACAGUGUUUUAAAUGUACGUCCAUUGACUUGUACUUCCACUACAAAGUCAUAAAGAAACAUUUUUGUCAUUAUUUUUUGGUAUAAUAGCUUGCAUUGUUCCUUGCUUUAUGAGAAAUAGAACUAUUAAUUGUAAUAAAUCUGCUAUUACAUUAUAGAAGUUAAGAUGUUAAUGAUAGACCAGACACGUCUUCAUUAUUUUUAGACAUUUACCAUAUUUAUAUUUCACAUUAGUUGGGGCUUUACAUUAAAAUUAUUUUUAGUCUUUAGAAAUUCUUAAGACAAUAAUAUCAUAGAAUGUGCAUGUAUCUAAUAUACUAUUCUUUUAGUAUGGUCUGCAGAAAUGUAGAUCUAUAAAACAUCUAGGCCUGUCGCUCAGGUCAAAGCAUUAGAAAUUCUCAUUGUUUGAAAAUGUUCAUAGCACCCUGUCUGUCAUCAUUUAAUUGUAUAAAACAAACUAAAUAUAACUGUCAUGCUUAUAAUUGCUAAGGAAAGACUACAGUAUGGCUCUAAUUGGUUUAUUGAUCCAGGUCAAGUAGACCAGUACAGCAACAGGUGUUGCUACAAAUUUAAUGACAUCUCUGAGCUUAGGAUUGCAAGAGCUUGAUAGUGAAUGACAUGUGGCUUGAAGUGGUGCUUGAGUAUGAGAGCUAUGAUGAUGUGUAAUUGGUUGACUGGUGAGACGUGGCUGUUUGGUGACCUAACCUUUGCACUGUUAAAGACAACUGUUGAAUUGUUUUUUUUAAGCAUUGCUUUCCAGUUGGAUUCUUUUCUGCUUCAGGAUAAUUUUAUUUAAAUCCUAAUUUCUGUUAUACACAACUAUAAUAAAUGAUUUAAUGAUGAA
Biomphalaria glabrata is the source of this 6595-nucleotide messenger RNA. RefSeq names its product TLC domain-containing protein 2-like. Gene Ontology annotation, cellular component: plasma membrane. Gene Ontology annotation, biological process: phospholipid homeostasis; regulation of membrane lipid distribution; membrane assembly. NCBI's taxonomy places the organism in Eukaryota, Metazoa, Mollusca, Gastropoda, Planorbidae. The record is from RefSeq and is a predicted model, not a curated record. The coding region runs from base 37 to 966 and encodes 309 amino acids. The transcript has 4 exons.